UCGUCUUUUUAAGGAGACGAUGGGUCACCAGUGACUGAAUUAGGAUUUGGUGAAUCGCCAGAGAUAGAAAGAGAGAGAGAGAGAGACCGACAGCGUCAAGCGGUUACGAAGGAAAGGUGGAGGACGCUUUUGGAGAAGCAUUUUCCUCCCGGAUUCACCUCAGCGGUCUGUGCAGAUCCGCCGGAACCCUUUCUCCGCCGCAUGCAAUGCGGCGGAGAUAGAUAAUUCUGCUUUCGCGAUUCCACUUAUCCGAUCAUCGGUCUCCGGCCGCCGGCGGGAACUCUGCGUUUUGAACCCCAGCAAUCGUUCUUCUAUAUUUAUUGGGUUGUGAUUGGAAGGCCGAAGCAUCGCCUGGGAUGGGGGUUUAUGAGCUUGUCAAGGAUGAUGAAUGCGCCGUCGCCGAUCCUAUUCAAAAUCUCUGCGAUCUCGAGGAGGGGUUUGCUUCCAAGAAGUCGGUGGAAUCAGGCAAAAAUUUGGUGGGGAAAGCCGCCAAAUCUUCGAUAGCUGGCUCCGUCGCGCCUCUCAAGAAAUUGGUCGGCGAUGUCGGCUGUCCUCCGUCUUCCGCCGCGAGAAACCCUCGUCUCGUGUCCCUCGAUGUUUUCAGGGGAAUUACUGUAGCGCUUAUGAUUCUCGUAGAUGAUGCUGGCGGUUUUUGUCCUGCCAUCAAUCAUUCACCAUGGAAUGGAGUAACCAUUGCUGACUUUGUUAUGCCUUUCUUCCUAUUUAUCGUUGGUGUUUCCCUGGGACUGACUUUUAAGAAUGUUUCCAAUAGAAUAGCUACAACUAUGAAGGUUGUACUUAGAGCGCUGAAAUUGAUCACUAUUGGUCUUUUGCUUCAAGGUGGCUAUUUUCAUGGUAUUCGCAGCUUAACUUUUGGUGUUGAUUUGCAACGUAUACGCUUGAUGGGAGUACUUCAGAGAAUUGGCAUAGCCUAUCUAUUGGUAGCAGUAUGCGAAGUUUGGCACAGAAGUGAUGCCUUGGUGGAUUCUGGAUAUUCCCUAAUGAAGAAAUAUCGAACACAACUUUUGGUUGGAGGAGUGCUAACUGCUACGUACGUAUAUCUUCUGUAUGGCUUGUUUGUUCCUGAUUGGGAGUACCAGAUACCACUGCAGGAUGGCAUAACAAAGUUUUAUUCAGUAAAAUGUGGAGUGAGGGGUGAUACUAGUCCCGCUUGCAAUGCGGUUGGGAUGAUCGAUCGCAAAAUAUUGGGCAUUGAGCAUCUGUAUAAACGGCCAGUUUAUGGAAGAACUCAGCAAUGCAGCAUUAAUUCUCCCUACAGCGGCCCACUUCCAUCGGAUGCUCCUUCAUGGUGUGAGGCUCCCUUCGACCCUGAAGGACUCCUCAGCACCAUUAUGGCUGUUGUCACUUGCUUAAUCGGGCUUCAGUUUGGGCAUGUCAUUGUGCACUUCAAGCAUCACAAGGACCGGAUCUUGCACUGGAUGAUCCCCUCCUCCUGUCUCCUCGCCUCUGCCUUCUGCCUUGACUUUUUUGGCAUGCAUAUGAACAAAGCUCUGUACACCGUCAGUUACACAUGCGUUACAGCUGGUGUAUCGGGAUUUCUCCUGGCUGGAUCCUAUUUGCUGGUGGAUGUAUACGGAAUUAGGAGACCAAUGCUCGCAAUGGAGUGGAUGGGAAAGCAUGCGUUGGAGAUUUUUGUGCUAAUGGCAUGCAACAUACUGCCCAUUUUUAUUCAGGGCAUCUACUGGAAGGAGCCUGGAAAUAAUCUGCUGAGGUUGAUUGGGAUUGGAUCGUAAGUUAAUAAUAUUUAUGGAAAUCCGAACAACAUACCGCCAGGAUUUUAUUUAUACAUUCCACCCGGGAUCUGCGGGGUUGCCGUUACGCCCACCUAUAGAUUGCAUGAAGCCCAGUUUAACACAAUAAUAAUACAUGUAAUAUUAUUAUUAUGAAAGUGGGGCCGACUCUCGUUUGUUCACAGAUAUAAUAUGUGCUCCAUCGUCCGAUGUAUUACUCUCUCUCUGGUCUGUUCUUCCUUGUCCGAGUUUGUAAAGAGCGCUUCCGAGAAGCGAACCGCCACUUGAUAUGUAUUAUUCAAUAAAAUUUCUAUUAAAAGUGUUCCAUGCUCUCUGCGUUAUCUGUUGUGUACCACUAACUGACAUUCUUGACCACCGAAAGCUGAAGCCCCUGAAUGCUUUAUGUAUAUU
This is a messenger RNA of Phalaenopsis equestris, 2162 nucleotides long. RefSeq names its product heparan-alpha-glucosaminide N-acetyltransferase. The record is from RefSeq and is a predicted model, not a curated record. Lineage: Eukaryota; Viridiplantae; Streptophyta; Magnoliopsida; Asparagales; Orchidaceae. The transcript is spliced from 13 exons. Bases 357 to 1754 code for a protein of 465 amino acids.